AUGUGCACCACUGUCACUGGCCAGUGGUUCCAGCGGGCUCCAGCGAGGCGCGUGCUGAGACUCCACCAGCAAUCGUACCAGCAGAGGUGGUACCUGAGUCUGCCUCGAACAACCCUGCUGCCAGGGCAGAUGCAGUGUUCCAUCGCCCUGCAAGGCCACUUCCACCCCUGUCUCUGGGCCUUGCUCUGUGGCCUGGUCACCGACCUACCAUAUCAGGUACCUUUUAUAAGCUCUCACAUGGGCAUGACGACCUCCAAAAGCUCAAAGUCGUCGUCCUUUCACUCCCUCACCAGCGACGACGGCAGUGUCCUUGCCGACAUUGGCCACUUUGAGGACAUUGGGCUCGACGACGAGCACAGCACCACCCCCAAGGCCUCGGCCCAAAUCCUCACCCGCCGCAUCACAUCGCCCACGACCAACGGUGCCGCUCCGGCCGCUGUUGGACGCACCCUCGCCGCCGGCAACGCUAAAAGAGCGCCGGCCCCGAGACGCUCCUUUCCUAAUCUUCGAAAUAAUGUAUAUUCCGCCAACCCGCGCAGCACUAGCACUGCUGCCCUGACCGACCCCCGCCCUAUUACCUUGAAAAAAGGGCAUUCCACCACCUCGCUACCCGUCCAUCGCCAGCGCAGCAUCAGCCCGGCUCUCCCUAGUCCGUCCCGCGACGGCUCCUUCUAUCCUCCUCGCCCGCGUCGAGGCAGCUGGCAAGCCAAUAACGACCGCAAGUCCAUAUCCGAUCUCGAGCAAGAAUGUGACGAGGACGAGGACGAUGACAUCCCCGACGGUCUUGUCCUCGACAAUGUUCCCCUAUCCCCUCGCCCGCAGCAUGAGCGUCCGCCCAGCCGAAUAACAUCCACAAGCACCUCUCCCGAGAGAACCACAAAGGAGCGAGUUCGCAGUGUCGGCAAUGGCACGCCUGCCGUGGCCCAAGCCCAGGGAUCGCUCCGAUCGCCCACCUGGAAAUCCGACGCAGAGAAGCGCCCAACGAGCCCAAUGAAGACACGCGCCUACAGCUGGAACCUGGCUCACGCCGAACUCAAUGCCGAAGCCCGUGCUCUUACCGAGAAACUAGAGGAGCAUGCUGACGAGGUUGAGGUGGUACAUUCGCGCCGUCCCUCUGCUGCCCGUCCCAACACCUGGGCUUCCUCUCAGACGCUGGAUUAUGCGUACGACCGCAAAGAGCGCGGCAAGUCCUCCACCCCCGAGCUACCGCCCCUGCGUCGAACAGACAACAUGGUCGACCCUCUGCCCAUUUCCAAGGAAAAAAAAGCUGUUCUCAGCAGAACGCGCCCGUCGUGGCUCCCUCCCAAGGACCCCGCCGAGGAGCGUCGCCAUGUCAAGCAGUACCAGAGGAUGAUGGCAGCCAGCGUCAAGGCUGACGAGCGUCGCGAAGCAGCCCGAAGAGCCCGGACCACGCACCGUGACAACAACGCAGAGACUCUGAUGCAUCUGUGGGAAGAUGACAUCAUCCCACGCUGGAACGACGCCAUUCGCGAACGCCGCACCCGCGACAUGUGGUGGCGCGGAAUUGCCCCUCGCAGCCGUGGCGCUGUCUGGUCCAAGGCCAUUGGCAACGAGCUUGGAUUGUCUGCCGCCUCUUUCCGGGCCGCUCUGGGCCGAGCCCAGGGCGUGGAACAGCGCAUCAAAGAGGGCGAGGCGGAAGAGGGCGACGAAGAAAAGGCUACCUGGUUCCAAGAUAUCCGCCACGCCGCUACCAACAAUACCUGGACCGAGCUGCGCAUCUUCCAAGAAGGAGGUCCUCUUCAUACAGCCCUUGUCGACGUGUUGUCUGCGUACGCCAUGUACCGCGUCGACAUCGGCUAUGUUCCUGGAUGCAAUACUAUUGCGGCACUUUUGCUACUCAAUCUUCCCGAUCCCGAGACUGCCUUUGUCGCCCUCGCCAAUAUUUUGAACCGAUCUUUGCCGCUGUCCUUUCAAACAUCCGACGCUACGGCGCAGGUGUCUGCUUACAACCUCGUUCUUCGCACCCUCAGCCACAAGUCGACGACGCUCCACGACCACUUGACCACCGGUGUGCCCGACCUUGUCCCGGAGGUGUACCUGUGCAAUGUCUUCUCCAGCAUCUUUACUAGCUUGCUCACCAUUGACGAAGCCGCUCGCCUGUGGGACGUGUACGUCUUUGAGGGCGAUGCGCUGCUGGUCCGCGCUGCUGUCGCCGUGCUGAUGGAGCGCGAGAUGGACCUGCUUGGUAGCAAGACGCCUGACGAGAUUUGGGCCGUCAUGGCCAAGGCAUCCACCAACAGCACCGUACCUCGUGCGGUUGGCAAGAUUGGCGUUGAGGACAGGUUUAUUCAAACGGUCCGUGACGCCGGCAAGGCGUGA
Molecule: messenger RNA, 2340 nt
Organism: Cordyceps militaris CM01
Lineage: Eukaryota; Fungi; Ascomycota; Sordariomycetes; Hypocreales; Cordycipitaceae
Product: TBC domain protein, putative
Exons: 4
Coding region: 1-2340 (779 amino acids)
Biological process (GO): activation of GTPase activity
Molecular function (GO): GTPase activator activity
Source: RefSeq, a predicted model, not a curated record